ACUUGCUGUGUGAAAACUAAUGGAUUUAUUUGUCAUCUUUUGGAUGUCUUUAUCCCACAUUCAGAGUCUCAGACUGGCAGCUGUACUGGAGGACUGUUUAGACCAGUUGGACAUACUGGGACAUAGUCUGACUGUGCAGAUCAGCAGGGAGCAAGGCACUGCAGGGGGACAAGAGAGAACCAGGCUGACCAAGCUGAGAAGAGACUGUCAACACAUCUGGCAGCAUGUUUUCAAGCUGCAUUUGGAGCUGGAGGAGAAGCAAAGUUUCAGCUGUCUGCUGCAGGUUGUGGAGGAAGUGGAGCAGAAGAAGAAGGCUGAGAAAAUGCAAAGAGAGGCAAAGAGAGCGCUGAAGCAGAGAGAGCAAAAUAUACUGAGACAACAAGAGGAGAUCAAACAGAAAACUGAGAAACUAGAGGACUUGAAAGAGGUCGCCAGAGAGCUGACACGUAAGGUGAAUCAGCAGUCGGCUCAGAUGGCUCACAGGAAGAUGAUUUUGGAGAAAAACUCUGAGCUACAGCUCCAACUCACACAAAAAGAGAGCAGCCAGAGUGAGAAACAGCUGGGGGACCAGCUAGAGCUUCUACAGAAACAGCUGAAAGAGGAGGUCAGAGUUCAUGAGGAGUCACAUAAAUUCCUGCAAAAUCAACAUGAGGAGUUGCAGCAGCAGCUGCAGCAGUGGCAGCAGCGCACAAAGCAGAUGCUGCAGGAGAAGGAGCAGCAGCUCAACAGUGUGCGCUGCAAAAGAACUGUGAACUUGGACAAACUGUCAGAUAUGAGGAGGAAGUUCAGGGAGAUGGAGCAAGUGGUGAUGGAGGACAGGGAGGAGCAGGAGAAACUGCGCCAACAGCAGGCAUUGGCCAGAUCUGCUAUCAAGCUGCAGGCCUGGUGGAGAGGCUGCAUGGUCCGCAAAGGCCUUGGCAGUUUUAAAAAAGCAGAGGACAACAAGAAAGGCAAGAAGAAGAAAGAAGGAAAGAAGAAAAAGAAAAAAUGA
Messenger RNA from Seriola dumerili (greater amberjack), 991 nucleotides. It is a transcript of the gene drc9, whose product is annotated as IQ motif containing G. Lineage: Eukaryota; Metazoa; Chordata; Actinopteri; Carangiformes; Carangidae. The coding region runs from base 20 to 991 and encodes 323 amino acids. The record is from RefSeq and is a predicted model, not a curated record. Gene Ontology annotation, molecular function: protein binding. The transcript has 10 exons. Gene Ontology annotation, biological process: cilium organization; sperm axoneme assembly. Gene Ontology annotation, cellular component: cytoplasm; sperm flagellum.